Messenger RNA from Trichoplusia ni (cabbage looper), 571 nucleotides. RefSeq names its product Golgi-specific brefeldin A-resistance guanine nucleotide exchange factor 1-like. The transcript is spliced from 4 exons. Bases 71 to 571 code for a protein of 166 amino acids. NCBI's taxonomy places the organism in Eukaryota, Metazoa, Arthropoda, Insecta, Lepidoptera, Noctuidae. Gene Ontology annotation, molecular function: guanyl-nucleotide exchange factor activity. The record is from RefSeq and is a predicted model, not a curated record. Gene Ontology annotation, biological process: regulation of ARF protein signal transduction.
UCUCGAAUUAAAGUCAUUAAGGACCCGCGUGUCGCCGGAGGUUUCAUAGACGUUCAAAUCACAUACUCAAAUGUCAGUCAGACAUUCGAAUGGAGUAGCACUGGGCCAGUCCAGCAAGGCGCAGUUUGCUCUACGCCGCGCAUGCGCAGCGGCGGUGCGACACGCGGACUGCGUGCGCGACUCGCGGCGCCAUCUGCUGGAGAUUGUCAAGACACUUUAUAUUGGACGGCUCUUACCUAAGUGGGUGACCCAAGGCACGGAGAUGUUCAACCAGAAGCCAGAGCGCGGCAUCGAGUUCCUGCAGGAGCAUGGAGUGCUGACCACGCCGCUAGACCCGCACGAAGUCGCCAUCUUCCUCAGAGAAAACCCGGAUUUGGACAAGAAAAUGAUUCGUGAAUAUAUCUGCAAGCGCUCGUCUCGCGGUGAAGACGAGGACGGUGGUCCCUCAGUCCUGGGCGCCUUCGCCGACAUCUUCGACUACGCCGGCUUGAGGAUCGACCAGGCUCUGCGACUGUAUCUGGAGACAUUCAGACUGCCCGGAGAAGAACCACUCAACUUCCGCGGUAUGUAG